UUCAUUCUCUCUUUGAAGUGCAAAAUCACAAAAUCCUAAAAUCCAAAAGCAAAAAUAAAAUAAAAUCAACGGAUUAAUAAUUAAUUAAUUCAAUAUUUUCAAAAAAAUAAAUAAAUUGAAAAGCUUGUAUAAAUCCUAAUCUUUCUCGAAGGAUUAGUCUGCGAAAUGUCGUUCGAUCUUCUGUUAAAGCCGUCGUGUAGCGGCUGCGGCAGCACCACAGAUUUGUACGGAAGCAAUUGUAAGCACAUGACGCUUUGCUUGAAUUGCGGAAAAACAAUGGCGGAGAAUCGCGGCAAAUGCUUCGAUUGUGGCACUACUGUCACUCGCUUGAUUCGAGAGUAUAAUGUUAGGGCGAGUACGAGUAGCGACAAGAAUUAUUUUAUAGGAAGAUUCGUGACAGGAUUGCCAGGUUUUUCCAAGAAAAAAAAUGCGGAAAAUAAAUGGUCUUUGCACAAAGAAGGAAUCCUUGGUCGUCAGAUUACUGAUGCUUUGAGGGAGAAGUUUAAGAAUAAGCCUUGGCAAUUGGAGGAUGAGACUGGGCAGUCUCAGUAUCAGGGUCAUCUUGAAGGGUCGCAAUCGGCGACUUAUUAUCUGUUGAUGAUGACUGGGAAAGAGUUUGUUGCUAUUCCUGCUGGUUCAUGGUACAACUUUAACAAGGUAGCGCAUUAUAAGCAACUUACGUUGGAGGAAGCAGAGGAGAAGAUGAAGAAUAGGAGGAAGACUGCGGAUGGGUAUGAAAGGUGGAUGAUGAAAGCUGCAAAUAAUGGAGCUGCUGCAUUUGGUGAGGUGGAGAAGGUAGAUGAUAAGGAGGGUGUUUCAGCUGGCGGGAGAGGUGGGCGUCGGAAAGCAAGUGGUGAUGAUGAUGAGGGAAAUGUGUCUGACAGGGGUGAGGAAGAUGAGGAGGAGGAGGCAGGAAGGAAGAGUAGACUCGGACUCAAUAAACAGGGUGGUGAUGAUGAUGAAGAAGGUCCAAGAGGAGGUGAUCUUGAUAUGGAUGAUGAUGAUAUUGAGAAGGGUGAUGAUUGGGAGCAUGAAGAAAUUUUCACCGAUGAUGAUGAAGCUGUUGCCAUUGAUCCUGAGGAACGGGAGGAUUUGGCCCCAGAAGUUCCUGCUCCUCCUGAAAUCAAGCAGGAUGAAGAUGAUGAGGAUGAGGAGAAUGAGGAGGGAGGACUGAGUAAAUCUGGGAAAGAGUUGAAGAAGCUACUAGGGAAAGCAAAUGGUCUAAACGAGUCAGAUGUAGAAGAUGACGACGACGACGAGGAUAUGGAUGAUGAUAUUUCUCCUGUACUGGCUCCAAAGCAGAAGGAUGUUGUGCCGAAGGAGGAAGCUGCUGACAAUAGUCCUGCAAAACCAACACCUUCAGGUUCUGCUAAGGGAACCCCUUCUACCUCCAAGUCUGCCAAGGGGAAAAGAAAAUUGAAUGGUGAAGAUGCAAAAUCUUCUAAUGGUGCACCUGUGAAGAAGGUGAAGACAGAAAAUGAAGUAAAACCUGCCGUGAAAGAAGAAAGCUCGCCUGCUACUAAAGGUACUGCAACUCCUAAAGUAACACCGCCAUCAUCAAAAACGGGGUCAACAUCAGGUUCUACUGGUCCUGUCACUGAAGAAGAGAUCAGGGCUGUUCUGUUGCAAAAUGGGCCUGUUACCACACAGGAUCUGGUUGCUAGGUUUAAAUCACGACUAAGGACUCCUGAGGACAAGAAAGCUUUUGCAGAUAUUCUGAGGAGAAUUUCUAAGAUUCAAAAGACCAGUGGAUCUAACUAUGUUGUGCUGAGGGACAAAUGAUAGCUUUCUCUGUGUUCCCAGAAUUUCACUUGCUCAGAUUAGCCCAUGAAACCGCUAACUAUCCUGUAAGUCUAUAACUGUGCUUGCUAAAAAAGAAAAUAAAAGAAGGAAAAGAAUCCCUUUAGCCUUCUGUAACUAAUAUCCUUGUAACUUUGCUGCAGAAAAUCUAAUGAUGAAAUUGUAAAAUGUUUACUGUAGUAAAAUGUACUUGUGAAAUGUAGUGUACACUGACUGUGUAUUUUGUUUGGAGGCUGCUAGAUGUAUUCAUUAACUCAAACAAUAUGCUAGAAACUGAUGCAUCCUGGUCUCAAUUGAUGUGUUCCUAAUUUCAAGCAAAUGAUUUUCCUUCGA
Populus nigra (black poplar) is the source of this 2133-nucleotide messenger RNA. RefSeq names its product transcription initiation factor IIF subunit alpha-like. Gene Ontology annotation, molecular function: DNA binding; TFIIF-class transcription factor complex binding; RNA polymerase II general transcription initiation factor activity. Lineage: Eukaryota; Viridiplantae; Streptophyta; Magnoliopsida; Malpighiales; Salicaceae. Gene Ontology annotation, cellular component: transcription factor TFIIF complex; nucleus. The transcript is spliced from 9 exons. Bases 166 to 1782 code for a protein of 538 amino acids. Gene Ontology annotation, biological process: transcription initiation at RNA polymerase II promoter; positive regulation of transcription elongation by RNA polymerase II. The record is from RefSeq and is a predicted model, not a curated record.